UCACACUUGUUUGCUUGUUUGCGGAAGCAAAUACGACUCACUCUCAAGCAGCAUGGUCCUGUCGGAUUACUGCGGUUACGAUGCAGAGUGCAGACUGGCGCGGUAACACGGUAAGCAAAUAUACACACAUUGCAAGGGUGAAAGUUUGCGUACCGGCUGCAAACAGCUGUUAAUGUCUUCCCGGUAGGGCGGACCGCUGCGUACCGACUUACUUUCACCCCUGGACAAGACACAGGUUAAACUGAUGAUUCAUCAGAAAAGGAGGGAAAACACAGGAAGUAAACUGCACUAGACACAAACAUACGCGUAGGGAUUAUCUACUACAAUUUAGGAAACGUGUAAUCUAUCUACAUAGUCUCUGAAACCGUGGUCUUAAUGUAUCAUUUGAAAAGUCGGGGAGAGUGGGGUAAGUUGAGCCAAAGGAUAAGUUGGGCCACCCCCUGUUUCUUGGAAAUGGUAAAAGAAAUUGAUCAUGUGACCAAAUAUUUAGGAGACGGGCAUCAAUUCAUGGAGUCUGUGAAGGUUAGAAGCACAUGGAUGAAGGGGUUAGACAUUUAUUUACAAAAAGACAUUUUUUCACUCUUAAAAGUGAAUCUAGUCUGUCAUAAGUUUUAUGAGAAUUGUGUUCAGACCAAAAAAGAUCGUUUAAAUUUGUUUUAUACAUAAAUUGUGGUAUCUAUGAGCUACAACAUGAGGCCAAAAACCUUGCAUAAAAGUCCACCAUUUUAGGACUAAUAAAGUCAUAAUAGUAAUUCUGGGGUAAGUUGAGUCAGUGGCUCAACUGAGAAAGUAAAGGAGUCUGAUGAGAGGAUCAGAGUUUCAGUUCAGAUUGUUGAAAUGUGUUACUCUUUCUUUUUAAAAAUACAGCUGUGAAUGUUCUGAAUCACUUAAAGACAUUCUCAUGUUAAAAUGACUUUUUAAAAAACAGCUUUUUAGCAGUUAGGGUGAGGGUUAUUAUACCAGUUGAAUAGUUGUGAAGAAGUGGGAGAGGUGUGUGUGUGUGUGUGUGUGUGUGUGUGUGUGUGGGGGGGGGGGGGGGGGGGUAUGCAAAUACACUAGUUAGAGACAAAACUAUGAUUACAGAACAGAAUAGACCCUGAAUAGGAUGGUCUGAAAAGCAGGGGUUUGUUAAAUGAUGACCAAACGUUAAUCUCACAGAUUAACAUUUAGCCCCCCUUUAUCUUCUUCAUUAAAACCUCUUCGCCUUGUCCAUGUUUUUGUGUAUCCUCAAUCCCACCAUGACCUGCAGGAGCAUAUUGCUGCAUGAAUUAUCUCUUUGAUUGCCUGUGUAGGAGGUACACUUACAGUAACGAGGAACCUGGGAACAGGAUUUACUGUUCCAUAUGCCCUCCAAUGACAUUACUUCAAGUGAUGAUGAUGACAGUCAUAAAUUGGUCCUGAUGGCCCAUGACAGAUAAAGACUUGCUUGGGAUUUGUUUAGGCACACUGUUAGCCCACUACAGCCUCCCUAACAUACCAUUUCAUCACUUUCAAUUAGACCAUUGCUAUGUGACGUCUGUGAUGAACUAUUGCAGCAAAUUGCAUCGAGCGCCUUUAACACUGAUUACGCCUGCAUCCACCGUUUGCUCUUCCAUGGUCUCUAAAUAUUUGGGAGGAAUAUUCAUGGGAAUAUCCCCCAAUCUACUAUGUUGUGCUCAACCUGUCACUCUCCAUCUCCUGCAGAGGCAUCAUUCCUCAUCUACCCUGUCAUCCCAGCACAUGUUCCAUUUAGCACGCAUUAAUCUCACUCAGCCUCACAUCAUUCGCUCUCGUCUUGCCCCCUUGGGAUACAACGACAGCAAAACACGCUCAGUUUGCCAAAAUUUGCCAUGGCUUUGACUUUAACUUAUAGCAGCAAUCAAAUUUUGUAUCACUUCACAAAUCAGUGUAGAAAAUUUGGGGUGUAACAGCACAGCUGAAGUCGAAUGUUGCAGUGUCCCAGCGUGGCCUUUAUUAACUCGUCUCAAUGCUCCUGAGCUAACCUUUUGAUAAGCCCUGGAGACAGUGUAAAUUAAAGGCAUUAAAUCAUGAUUUUGUGGAGGCUAAGGGUGCUCAUGGAGACAUCCCCUUCACAGUCUACUGGUCAGGGUGGAGGUGUUGCGGUGGUCAGUGCAGACAGGUCAUCCGGCAGCGGUGACGGAUGGCUUUCAUCAAGGGGCCUUUGGGCUCACUGGGGAAAUGUACAUGGAGACUGCUGCCAGAGGAGUUGAUAUUUAUCUACUAGCAGUCCAGCUAGCCAUGACACAGGGUAAGAGAAGCAAAGAUGGAGAGUUUUAAGUGGAAAGGAGCGGUUGCUUUUUUGCAAAGAAACCCUACAUGCACUGUAUGAAUUUGAUUUUACAGGUAGUUUCAAGAGAACCUGUGGAGUGUGUUGUAGAGAAGUAAGAUGUUGUGACACUGGUAAUGUCAAAACAGCUUGCCAUCAUUUAUUCCAAUAGACAUGAAGUAAAAUAGAGCCUCCAUGUUAAUUCUGCUGCCUGCUGCAGCUCCUCAACUACAGGGGGGACUACAGACCUUCAUGUAUUGCCUGGGACAUCCUAUCUUUCUAGCUCAAUAACUAAAUUGGUUUCUCCCCAAUGGGACACCCUUUGCCCCGUGUUGGAGUUAAUUCUCUGUAAUCACUAGGCAUCACUUCUGAUCCUGGAUCAGCUCUGACACAAUCAGUAACCAAGAGACACCCGUUAUCCAAUCACAGCCAUUCCUUAUAUGAAUCAGAUACACCACUUGCAUCAAAACUGCCAAAUUGGAAAUCAGAAUAAGUUUUGUUGAUGGACGGUGUUGUGCUUUUUGUUUGUGGUGCAAGUAUCGAUAGUAAGAUGGAUGAAUUGAAACAAACAGAGAGAGUUUGCAGCUACAGCAAGAAAUGUGAGACAAAGAAGACAGUAGUCAUGCAACAAAAACUUUGUUCGGCUAUUAAAGGUAUAUUUGAGCGUGAAAUUAAUUUAGGGUCAAACACACCGUAACACUGAGUUAGACACCCACUCUAGAGAUUCAUGUUGCCAACCGCUUCCUUCUCUAGUCAUACCAACUUUGGUAACGACCACACGAUAGCAAUACACAGCGGUCUGAGGAGCCAUAAACAAACCUCAACCAAAACGCCACUCUAUAGCCACAGAUAACGCUUAAAACAGCACCUAACUUCAUCAACAGUACAUAUAGGGUCCCAGCCAUAGUACUAGCCACCAAACAUCUUUUUAACUUUGCCUAAUUUCUUUAGCAAAGAGACUAAACACAACUCACCUACUCUCUUCCAGCAGCUGCUUGUUUGUAGCGAGACCUCAGGCCAGUCCAUUAUGGACUGCUGCAGGGUGACGCAGUUCAAGGAAGAACAUUUAUGAGGUGGCUAGUGCUGUGGCUAGUCAUACAUGAAUGUAUGCCUAUGUUAGCUUAGUUAGCUGUAACUUUACACAAAUAGCAAUCACUCUGAAAACUUUGUUUGUAUGCUGAUGACAGUUAGCUGCAGCUAAUGAAUUAUGUGUAAAUAAUACACCUAAAAUAUAGUAAUACAACACACAGUGGUAUUAGUAAGUCGAGGGAAUAGGACAGAAAUGACAACCUGCCAUCCCACAAGAGGAAAUGUACAUGGCAUAGAAGAUGAAGGGGGCAAAAAAUUCGGUACCACAGAGGAGGCCUGUAUUAGAACCUCUGUUGAACAACUCCUCUUUGUUUCAUAUUAAUUGUAAUCACAGAAAAGCUAUCUUGCAUGUUUUCAGCAUAGAAACAUGUAUUCCUAUGACAAGCCUGACAGCACACCUCACUGCUCUCAUUCAACACCAAAUAGAGACAGUUUGGACCGCAAUGAAACCAAUUAGCAGAUUCACAGCUUACUGUAAAACUCUUGUCAAAGGAGAUUUGCUGUUUUGAUUCUAGUAUCUGUUCCCCAACUGUAAAACCUGCCUCUGCAUGGGCUGCCAUUAAUAUCCCAUGAGGCAUUAGGGUAUGAUACUGGCCAGCAGCCAGACUCCCAGUUAUCUGUUAAAACAAUUUUGCAGGCUAUUUCAGUGAGAGGGAACUUGCUUGCCAUGCCUCUCUGAGCUUGCAUGGCAACAGCCCAGUUCAUCUUUGACAUUGUGCAUGAAAGUGAGUAUCCAACACAGGUUUUUGAACUAGUAUUUCUAUCCAGGCAAUCAUUGUUUCAUUCAUUCACAGCUUGACCAGAUUAGUUCAAGGUUUUUUUCUCUCAUCUAAAAGAACAUUAUUGCAAGUGUUUUGCUGCAAGUCUAAUAAAUGGAAUUAUACAUUCAUUAGCAGAGAAGCUUGCAUGAGUGGCUCUAAUUUGAAUUUGUUCACUCCUGAAAAUAAUUGCUUAUCUCUGUAACUGCCCCUAAAUAUAGGAUCCCUUAAUCCUUGAUAAGUGUGUAAUUGUUGCAGGAUUGGAAUUGCUAAGAAUCCAGUAUAGAAAUGCAUAUGAAUAAUGUGAUGUUAAUGAAUGGCACCCAGGUUAAUAAGACUUUUCAGGCAGCACAGCUCACAGUAGUUUCAAACUUAGAGGAGGCUGAGACUAGCAGUUAUCAUCACACACACUCCAUUCACAUUAAUGACUUCUGUAAUCAUAGAAAGUUUGUUGGUCACAUCAUGCUUGGUGAAUUUAUAGACAUUUCUGAUGGAUGAAUUGGAUUGUACUGCAUUUUUGAUGGACCCUCUGGAAAUGGAGGGGGGCGCUCUGAGAGGCAUUGACAGUUUAGAUUUUCCCCCAAUAACCAUCCCCCAUUAAGUUUUCCAUUUGCAUUUACACAAGCAUGGUGUGAGCAGACUAGCAGUCAGUGUAGCAAAGCAACUUAUCACAAAAAGAGAAAUAUUGUCAGUCACUUUUUAGUGGUGGCGACAAAGGUUUUUAGACAUGGUGGUUUCUUCCUUGGCUCGAGAUGAACAUCUAUAUAGAUAUAAGCAAAAAGUUCCUUUUUUGCAUAGAUAGUGCUUGAGGCAAAAACUGAAAAAGUUCUCCAAAAGUGUUCCAAGAGCCCUGAAAGUUCCUGGUUCUGGGGAAAAGUGCCCAAACUGUUCAUAAAACGACAACAACAAAAAGUUUCAGCCUUAAAUAACAGGCAACAGUUGCACCUCACAUAAGGCAAAAUUUGAAUCAGAACACCUGUGUCAAAGUACUAAAAAGAGUCAAUGUGUUUGUCUGUUCUUUAGUCUGUUUUGAUUGGUCUCACAGAGCUGCUGUUGUGGCUAUAAACUUUAUUGUCCUGAAACUUAAAGGUUUAAAAAUGUGUUUAAUAUACAGUAAAAUAGUAAGGACAAAAAUCCACCAGGAAAUGUGUAGAGCACAAUUUAAAAAUGAAUUGACUGAACUGUGUAAGGACAGUAUGUUUCCCGUGUCUUCUGGUCUGUGAACCUUGUGGAUGUAAUGACUGUUACUACGAACCACUGCAGUUUAUCUGUUUUUUAUAAUUGAGACUUGAACAGGUUUUACUCUCACAGCUAUUGUGUGCCUGCAAUUUGGCCACUAACUCUGAGACCACUUAAGGACUACAUUAGUGGCUUACAUAGCUGUAAAAAAAAAAAAGUCACAUUAGAGGGACAGUAGUCAGACCACUUUCAAAGGUGAUUCCUAUUUUAACAGACUUUCAUCACAAAAUUACUCACUUCUGUGGUAGACUCUUCUUUUUUUAUCAUGAUUUCAUCAUUUAAGCUCCUUUUUGGAUUUGCUGCUUUAAAUAUUUUGUCAGGUUACUGCAUCUUAUUUGAUCUAGCAUAAAUGUUUCAUGACAGGCCCUGAAAUCAAGAUGCACAGUAAAUAAAUAAAGAUGUAACUCAUGCCAAAAAUCAUUUUCUUAUUCAGGCAAAGAGCGCUGGCAGUCUAAUCAUCAUGUUUGUAUUGAGAUUGACUGAAGAGGCAGACAGGAGUCAGAUCAUUUUGCUUUGACACGCUGCACUUUGCUCAUACCUGAGGCAUUGCUAACAGCUGCAUGUGUUCUACACUUUUUCCGCAACCAGUUGUGAAAAGUUGCACCUUAAAAAAGCUAUUAAAGUGAAUAUGUCAUGAACGAGCUUCCAGCUAUUCACAUUCUGCAGAGCAAAUAAAUAUGACAACUCAUAUACAUGUAUAAUCAGCAGAUACAUUUUUGAAGGCAUUACUUUUGCUUAAAAAAUUCAAUGCAAAGAGGAGGUAGACACAUAAUAUUAGUGCUGAGUAGACUGUACCAAUAUGCUCUAAAAUCACAAUCAUGGCAACUGUAUGAUAAUAGAAUAUGUGAUAAAUAUAGUCAUGGUUUGUCAAGGAGGCUUUGUGUCUGUUUGUCUAUUUGUGUUUGUCAAUAACAUUACAGAAAUAAUUUCAGGCCCCAUAUUUAUGAAACUUGUUGGAAAACUAAAGCUUGGGCCAAGACUAAUCCUUUAAAUUUGUUCAUAUUCGGAUCUGAGUCUGGACCAACUGGUUUGGGCACGAUCCAUUUACCACUCUCAAAUCAGCAUUAAUCAUGAAUCAUGAAACACACCAAGAAGCUAUUAAGAGCAGAUUCCACUUAAGACAAAAAUCUCUCGCAAAGCAUGCAAAAGUAAUGGAUCUGUCUCUUGAAAAUAAGAUCAAAUAAAACACUGAACUGAACAUACAAAAUAGUCAUUGACAGCAGAUACGACUUUUUGUAACCUUUGGAGAAAAAGUGGACAUGUUUAAGUUGUUAUAUCAACCUAAGCUUUUGAUAUUCAUACAUACAUUAGGUUAUACUGUAUGGCUUUCUUGCACCCUGCUGUGUUAAAUGUAGGUGUCUGAUUGGUCAGAACCCCAUAACAACAUGAGUCUGAAUAGCAAAAGCAACAUCAGGGACAACUAGAGCACACACAUAAUAGCAAUUCAAACUGCAGAAAAGAGCCUGGUGUACUUAUGCAGUUCAUGAUUUUACUACUUCUUGUUGGCAGCGUGGCACAAGUGUUUGAUGAGCACAAAACCUUAAUUUCCUCAUUAACGGCUGAACUGUGACCAGCAGAAUGACAAAAAAGACGAUGUAUAGCAUCAAGGCUGGCUCUGUGUGUAUGUGUGCAUCUCUGAGUGAGUUUUUGUGAACCCGUGCCUCAACUAUUUAAGUGAAUGGCUCAUGUUAAGACCUUAACUUGAAAUUUGAUGAUCAAACUAAAACUUUAAUCUAGUUGACCCAUAAGUCUGUAAGUUAAACCACUACAAUGGAAAUGCAGACUAUUUUUGAGCUGUACAAUCAAAUCAGUUUUCAAUCAGUAAAAUCAUCUUUAGAUUAAUCCUUUGUGUCAUCUUAUUUCUAACGUUGGUAGAUGGGUAAUAAGUAGAAUUCAUGUCAGAGACUUGUCUCACCCUGAAUGAAAACCCAGCUUUGCACUACCAUGUUUCAACAUCCUUUGUCUAGUUUUUGCAACAUACUCUUGUAUUAUACUGUAUGAUGGUUAGAUUUGUAGAUUUACAUCCUGUAUCAUACAUUGAUCUUGGUGUUUGUGUACGGUCUCUGAGUUCUCAUCUGCUCUUUUAUUGAAGAAAUAGCUGAGCAAAUACAGUAAAACAAAAAUGUAAAUUCAGUUUAAGUCUGCAAUCAGCCUCGCUAACUUCUCAUCAGUAUGCCAGUGUAAGAAAAAUAGUGACAAGAGGCUGCAGAUUGAGUAAAAACUUCUGCAUACUUUUAUACCACUAACAUUUUUAGGAUCACCAAAAUAGUCUUAUUUUCCUCUUAAGAGACAUGCAUCAGGCUGCUGUCAGCCCUCAGAGGAAUUAACAUUAAUGCAAAUGUGAUGUGAUGAUGAAUAUUGUAUUAACGUCUUGUAAGACCAAAAUGAAACUGCAAAGAUGCUCACAGUGCCAAAAAGAAUCUGAGCCCUGCUACCAAGACUGUGCAUGAAAAGAAGGCUGAAUUCACUUUCUAGCACUAAAUCUGAGCACCAGCAGCCCACACACGCAGAGAGAUAGAGUAGUAGACACAAAAACACACUUACACACACACGCACACACACACAAACGCACAGAACCACAAGAGUACAGAGAAAAGGAAGCGAGAUGGAGGGACACACAGACAGUCAGAUAUGGGUAUUUUGUGAAAGAAAAAACAUGCUGCAGAAAAGUAGAGUUGAAUUUACAACAAAGAUGUGGAGGAAUUUUUAUCUUACCUCUUUUUAAACGUAUAUUUUACUGUGGAGUCAAAAAUCACAUAAACAUAUUUUCUUUUACAUUUUCAGGGGUUAGAGACACAAGGUUUUGUUUUCUUGAGGUGACGAAAUAAUCCUCCUAUCACAUUGUCCUUACAAAAAUAAACUAAUGAGCGUUUUGUAUGUGUGAUUUUGUGUAUACUGUGCUUUAUAUGCUGGCUACUGUGUGUACUGUAAGUGUCCAUGCUGGUGGGCGGCAAAAUUCAGCAGUUGAAGCCAGAGAGUCUGCGCUCCCACUAACAUGAUCACUUGACAGGACAUGCAAAUUUUAUCUUCAAAAGGAUUUAAAAUCCUCUGAAUCUCCAUUAACUGGUGUUUUUUUCUCCCCUAAUUAUGUCAUCAGUGCCAAAAUGGCAAAGGCCCAUGUUCAAUUUGACUCUUAAAAGAUUAGAGACAGCUAUGAAACACUGGGAACUUUUAAUUUACAAAAAAAAAAAUGCUCUCUGUGGUUUUGUAAUUUUUGCUCCACACAUGAUAAAAUCAAAUUUUGUGCAGCAUAGCUCAAACAAGCAUGUUGAUUAAAGAGAGAUGAGAAAUAAAGGUAUCUUCUGCUCCUGUUUAAACAGUGCAGUUAACGCCUUCAUAUCCCCCUGAAUCUGCCUCAGUUUCUGGCAAAUUCAACUCUUACAAAUGAAAAUUAUUUCUCUCAUUUGCUCAGAGGAAGUUGGUCGCACUUGUAAAAGCUCCCUCCUGAAAUAGUUUCACCCUGGGAUCUUUAAUGUUCUCUGGUACAGAAUUUGUCAGGGGGGAGUGACAGUGAUUUUGGUGUUGGAAGCAUGCUGGUUUCUUCUUGUGCUCUUACUAGCACCAUUCGUCUUUCCCAAGGUGGCUAUCUAAGAAAGGCUAAACUUGGUGGGUUUUGCAACAUUCACAAAGUAGAGGAAAUAAUGUCAAAGUGUUCAUAAGUUGAGUAAUUAUUUCCCCGAGAUAUACCACUCUCUCCUUAAUUGACAGACCUCAUCCAAGAAUACUGUGAUCUAAUUUUGCUCUACAGAUCAUUUCUAACACUUACGAUCAUUUAGAGGACCACUGUCACACCACGGGACUGAAGAGCGUUUACAUCUCUUUGUGUUGUAGCUGUCAGAUAUAUCUCUGAUCAUUUUAUUAUUGACUCUCACAUGUGACUCUUUGCUGUCUGCAGGAGACCUUGAACAGACUCCCCAAUAACAGAAGGCUAUCUCCAUAAUUGCGGUCCAGAGUGAAGAGGACCUGCUAUGCUUCGAAUUCAGCCCUCAGAUUGUUAAAGCACAUAUGUCAGCUGUUGAAUUUGACUCUGAUCCAAGGCUUGUCGGUAAUGAAACAGGGGGAUGAGGGGUGAGUCAGCCACUGGCCUUUGUUAAUUGCAUGUCUCACAUCGUCCUGGCCGGGACAGUUAAUUGGAAAAGAUCAAGGGGAUUUGCAGUGUUAAUGAGCUUCCCGUGAACCCAAGUCAUACUUUGGAUACCAGUGGAGACUCCUCUAUCUCCCACAUUCACUGACCCCUCUAUUAGAGCAAAACUUUUCAUUUCUGGAGCGAUGUGGUGGCUGACUACUUCCUCAUUUCCUGCAUUGAGCGUUUGCUCUGAAGGGAAUAGACGUUUUAUAAGUACAGAGCUGUUUGAGCAGGAUUAAUCACUUGGUCAUCUCUUUCCUGAUGUCAUUGUGCAUUUGGGUACAUUAUUUAGUACUUCAAGAUGCUCAUAUUUGAAGAUAUUCUUGUGUAUGUUAUUUUUGUUCACGAAGCUAGGGUUAAUGCGCUUAAGUCAUCAGACUGUCAGAAAUCAUGAUGACCAUAAAACACACAUUACAUAUUUAAAUAACCUCUUAAGUUUUUUUUUUUUUUUGUAAAAUUAUCACCAUAUAGAGUACCAGAAGAGUGUGUUUAAAGUCCCACUCCAAUCGUUUUUUUUUUUUUACAACUAAAAGUGUGUUCAGACGUCUUUAAAUUGUGAUUAUGAAGGUUUUUUUAAUUUUAUUUUUUGCAUGCUCAUCUCCUCCUUAUUUGAUCCUCCUAACCAUCUUCACGUGAUUCCAUUUUUCCAUUUCAGCACCCUGAAAGCUCUGCUCUUUUUACUGGGUGUGGCUCUGUUUUGUGUUACUAUGGCGAUACCAAAACUAACCCUCUGUGUUCUAGAACCUUCUGACAGGUCUGUAUGCCUGAUCAGAAAAUAACCGGGCCAAUCAGAGACUUCGUUUUCACUGUUACCCGGACAACAGGGAAAGGCAGCCCCUGAUUGGUCCAUGUACUACUGUAACCAAUCACCAUAACCAAGCAUCUGUGAUGUUGUCAGAUGCUUUUCACUGGGUGUGGCUCUGUUUUGUGUUACUAUGGCGACAGGUCACAGUGUUCCGUCCUUGGGGGUUUAAAAACAAAUCAGGCAGUCUGUAGCUUCAGACGACAGAUACUGUUGACCAGUGCGCAUCUGAUUGAUCUCUCUCUUGUACGUCAAGAAUCUUACUAGUCAUGGCAUUUGUCGAAGGCAGUAGAGGCAUAUACAGGCCAAUAAGGGUGAUGUUUGAAACCCCAAUUUACAAAGAAGCCAAGCAGAUCUGCUGGAAUCCUCCACCGUACAAAGUCAAGGUGGCUCUCAUGGUUGAACUCCUUCAACUGCAGCAGAACAACCAGCUACCCGCUGAGCUGACCGCUGAAAGUAUGGCUAACCUGAUGGUGGAGGAAAGCAAGAACUCACUCCGAGUGCAGCUGUGGGAGUUUGAGCUGCAGGGAUUCGAUAAGGAUGUCCAGCCUCUGUUGGAGCUGGUGUGGGAGGUCAACACCAGCCUGCUGAAAAGAGAUGUGGAGUUUGAAGCCAGAAAACUGCUCGACUCCCCGUACUCAAUACCUCCCUCUUACCAGCAUCCGAAGAUCCGCAGCAAAGCCCAGGAGUAUGCAAAGAUCCUGGUGGAGCAGCUGCAAAGAGGUCCAGUCUGUCAGAGUUUGAGUCCUCGAGAGGUGGUCAUCGAACUGGUUCCUAAAGUCCUUCAGGUCCUCUGGAAACCGAAAAGGAGCAUUGCUCGGGAAAUGCCCUCAGAGCAGCUGAGUGAGAUGGCUGUUGGAGUCACGAAAGCCGUCCUUGAUCGUGUUUCUGAUUCCCUAUCACCUCUUCAUGAGGCCACCUUCUCUCAGUCCAUCAGAGACAACAUGGUCCAGGCCAUCGAAGCAAAGGUGAGGCAGAUGUUCCCUCCAGACCAUCUGAGGAGGAAGGUUAACUGUUUUGAAGUGGAGGUGCUCGACAUCAUCACAAGUGUUUCAGCAGAGUCCGUCUGUCAGCUGUUUGAGCAUCAGAGUCAAACAGUUGAUCAGGAGCUGGCAAACAUCAGCCAAACCCUGAGUGCUGCACCUCCAGUCACAGACUCAGUUCUGCCACGCAGCAAAAAUGAAGAACCAAACAGUGAACUGGACCCUGCAGAGCAAACUCCAUAUUCCCAUGAGGCCCUUCCAGCUGUAGCUACAGCCCCAGUUUCAGUUCUGGAGGGCAAGGAUAUGGAGGAGGAGUCCAUUAGAGAUCCAGAGCCUGCUUUGGGAAAGCCUCCAACGCUGUUUGAACCUGAAACUGAGGAUACAGUCAGUAACCAAGAGCCAGGCCAGGAAGCAGAACCUGCCAAGGAUGAUUCUCCACCGUCUCCUGCAGUCUGUCCUGAUGAGCCAUCCAUCACCAGCCAGGCUAUUUCACCUGAGCCCUCACCAUCCUCUGAGUCUGUCGAGGCUCAUCUCCCCUCUGUCACCCUGCCAGCUGAACUUCCAGUCCUGGUUUCAAACCUGGAGGGUGUGAAUAAAAUUGAGGAGUCAGAAACCAAAGAUGAGCCUCCAGUCCUAGUUUUGGACCUGGAGGGUGUGGACAAAAUCGAGGAGCCAGUCACAGAGGUCUUGUAUAUUUUAUCUAUUUUUUGUAUUUCUCUGUAUUGCUUGUAUCGGCUGCUACAACAACCAAAUUUCCCCUCGGGGAUUAAUAAAGUUCUCUAUCUAUCUAUCUAUCUAUCUAUCUAUCUAGGAUGACCCAACAACCCAGACCCUGAUGGUGCCAACUCCAUCACCUCCUGUGAUCACGCCCACAGAAGCGUCCAUCACAGCUGCGGUCUCGGAGGAUGAGAUUGUGCAUGAGCAGUCCACCACAGAGCCAGAUCUCCAGACCCCAAAUGAGACUGUGCAGGUCCAAGUCAAAACAUCUAGAAUGAGGAGGAUCCUGAGGUGGUUCAGGAGGAUCUGCUGCUGCUGCUGCAAGCUUCCCGAAGACUGAGAAUUCUCAGUCGGAAUAUUUCUGUC
Messenger RNA from Xyrichtys novacula (pearly razorfish), 12346 nucleotides. NCBI's taxonomy places the organism in Eukaryota, Metazoa, Chordata, Actinopteri, Labriformes, Labridae. The record is from the annotation of a GenBank genome assembly.